UGCAUUGAAUUUGUAGAUUGCCUUAGGAGUUGCAUUUUGGGAUGUUAUCCUUCAGAGGAUUACUUUCUUGAAAAGGAAGGAAUUUUUCUUCUCUUGGAUUUGUUAGCAUUGAAUCAAAAAAAAUUCUGUAAUCUAAUACUUAGAAUAAUGGUUGAAUUUUGUGAUAACCCCAAAACUGCGGCUCAUGUCAAUGCUUGGCGAGGGAAGAAGGAUCAGACAGCUGCUAAUCUUUUAAUUAAAUUGUGGAGAAAGGAAGAAAAAGAACUAGGAGUAAAACGUGAUAAAAAUGGGAAGAUCAUUGACACAAAGAAGCCUCUGUUUACUAAUUUUCAAGAAGAGGAAAAAAUCACACCAUUGCCUGCUAACUGCCCGUCUGUUGCGGUUAUGGAUGUUGCCGAGAAUAUCAGAGCAAAAAUCUAUGCUGUGUUGGUCAAACUAGAUUUUGAAAAUUUACCUGGCCUAUCCACUGAAGAUUUUGUCACCCUCUGUAUCAUACAUAGAUAUCUUGAUUUUAAAAUUGGAGAAAUAUGGAAUGAAAUAUGUGAAGAAAUAAAAUUGGAAAACUUAAGACCAGUCACUACAGAUAAAAAAUUUUUUGAAGCUAUUACAGCAGCAUCUGAAAAUAUUGGAAAGAUGGUAGCUUCUCUGCAAAGUGAGAUGAUUGAAAGCCAAGCACGCCAAGAUGUGCAAAAUGAACAAAAAGUAUAUGCAAAAAUACAGGCCACUCACAAGCAAAGAGAACUGGCUAACAAAUCAUGGGAAAACUUUUUGGCUAGAACAUCAAAUGCUAAAACAUUAAAGAAAGCAAAAAGACUUCAGGAAAAAGUCAUAGAAUCCUCUAGAAAUGAUGAACAACCACAAAAUGCAAUAUUUCACCAAACAGAUAUUAAAGGCCUUAACACAACGGUGCCCUCUGGUCAGGUAGUAACAGUGGAAAGCACACCUGCCCAGUUAGUAGGAGGACCUCUGGCUGAUACGGAUAUUGCUCUUAAAAAACUGCCUAUUCGAGGAGGAGCCUUGCAGAGAGUAAAAGCAGUUAAAAUUGUGGAUCCACCAAAAAAGAGUACUCCUACAUAAUAUACUCUGGAGACUUUUUGAAAUAAACUCUGUUAUAAUUUUUAAAAUAUAUCUUUUUGCACAUAAAAAGCGAAUAUUUUAGUA
Carlito syrichta (Philippine tarsier) is the source of this 1161-nucleotide messenger RNA. Its product is annotated as cilia- and flagella-associated protein 69-like. Lineage: Eukaryota; Metazoa; Chordata; Mammalia; Primates; Tarsiidae. Gene Ontology annotation, cellular component: sperm midpiece; non-motile cilium. The record is from RefSeq and is a predicted model, not a curated record. The annotation marks the transcript as partial. Gene Ontology annotation, biological process: positive regulation of flagellated sperm motility; response to odorant; olfactory behavior. The transcript has 9 exons.